AUGGGGCAAAAGCCGAAGGUCUUCCACCACGCCGACAGCGAGAUGGCGGAGGUCGUGGCCGGCAUGAGCACGCUCCAGGAGGAGUUCAAGCCCACCCCGUGGUUGCGCUGGACCCACCUCCAGACCAUCCUCGGCCAGGCUCGCUUCGCGUCGAUCCCUGACGACUGCUACCGGCGCCAGCUCGUCACCAUCAAGGACGGCGGCACCGUCUCCCUCGACUGGUUCACAGGCGAGCGGCUCCCGAAGAGCCACACGAGCGCGGACGACCCGCCCGGCGCCGAAACCUUCCCCGAGGGCACGCGUCCCGUCGUCCUGAUCCUCCACGGCAUGACUGGAGACUCGACGGCGGGGUACUGCAAGUGGAUGUCGUACUCGGCGUGGCGCGAGGGUUGGACGCCGGUGGUGAUGAACUUCCGCGGCAUGGGCGGCAUCGAGCUCACGACGCCGCUGAGCCUGUGCGCGGCGUUCACGGGCGACCUCCCGUGCGUCGUCGACGCCAUCCGCGCCGCGCACCCGCGGGCGCCGCUGCUCGGGGUCGGCUACAGCCUCGGGUCGAUGGUCCUCGGGAAGGCGCUCACGGAGCUGCCCGUGGGCACGCUCGACGCCGCGAUGCUCGUGAGCAACCCGAUCGACGGCUUCAUGGCCCUCCGCAACCUCGAAAAGCCGUUCACCAUCUCGUACCUGUACAACCGGCACCUGGCGACCAAGUCCGUCCGCAUCGCGCGCAAGAACCGCGCCAAGCUGUGGGAGAGCGACGUAGUGCGGGAGUCGUGGCACGCGAACAGGCUGGAGAAGUGCACCACUGUGCGCGACUUCGACAAGGCGCUCGUGGUGCCAAUGCACGGGUACCGCUCGCCCGAGGAGUACUACGCGGACUCGUCCACCGCCACGCACCUCCCGCGCAUCCGCACGCCCACGCUGAUCCUCCUCGCGAAGGACGACCCCUUUGUCGGCCGCAUCCCGCGCGCCGAGUGCAUCGCGAACCCGUGGGUCGCGCUCGUCGUGACGCGCAAGGGCGGGCACGUCGCGUGGAUGGAGGGCUGGUGGCCGUUCAGCCGCCAGGCCUACAUGGACCGCGUGGCAGUCGACUUCUUCAACAACGUCAUGGCGGCACGUGCGAGGGGCAAGCUGUGCGACGCGACGGGGAUCCCGCCCGCGCCUGGAAUGGGUCGGAGCAGCAGCAUUCGGCGCCUGGCGGCGCAGGGCGGCGCGGCGGUCGCGGCGGGCAGCGAGGCGAACACGAUGGUGGCCCCGUCGACGGUGUCGACGCGGGCGCUGCCUUCGGCGGGGUUGUAUCGGUCGGAGCGGGAGUCGACGGACGGGAGCGUCGUGCGACGGGACGGCUCGUCGGAUGAGGAGGGGACCGUGAAGCACGGGGCGGAGCGGCCCGCAGGUGGGAAGGAGGGGGGUGUUGGCGAGGAGCGGGAGGAGUUCGCGGACUGCGUGGAGGAGGUGGCGUCUGAGGAGUCAGGGCAGCCCGCGGGGGGCUGGUCGACGUGGGCUGCGUGCCGACGGCUGCUGCGGCUCUGA
Molecule: messenger RNA, 1530 nt
Organism: Pedinophyceae sp. YPF-701
Lineage: Eukaryota; Viridiplantae; Chlorophyta; Pedinophyceae
Source: the annotation of a GenBank genome assembly